AUGGCUCCUACACGACGAACAUCCGCACGUCACCAACUGAAGACCCCUAAUACCGUUAACGUUACACGUGCAGAACAGGCGACUGCAGGGGAGCACAUUAUAACUCCGUGCCGUGGCGAUGACCGACCCGGCAGCUUUGCUAAGCGUGCCAAAAUACCAUGGCGAGGCAACCUUAGCAGGCGUUCUAAAAAAGCCUCUGCGGCAAAGAGAAAGCGGGAGGAGGAAACCGAGGUAGAGGCCUCUUUGAGGCUUUCCAGUCAAUCUCAACGGAGGCAAGCCCGCAUCGAAAAGCUACUCGCAAUGCAGCCGACGCCGCUGCAACUUCCAUUCGACGGUCCCAGGAGACCACGGCUGAGAAAACCGCACGUAACGCAGCGAAAGCUGCGGCAACGUCCAUUCGACGGUCCCAGGAAUCCAUGGUUGAAAACCGCACGCCAUGCAGCCGACGCCGCUGCAGCUUCUGCUGCAAGGGCAUCGGAAAGUUCCGCGGAAAAGCGCACAAGGCGGCAACGCGAUGCAAUUUCAACUUCCGCUGCUAGAGCUGUAAAAGAACCUACUGAAAGGCUUGAAAGGUUGCAGACUGUUAACCAGCGCCGCCAUGCACAGCGAGGGCACUGUGCCCCACCAAAGCAGUUUUGGUUUAAGCUGGUGUUCAACUAUGAGCCAGUUUUGAGGCUUUCUGGUCGCAAAAACCUCCAAAUAGGAUCCAUGUCAGUUGUCUGUGGGCAUUGCAAUGCCAAAAAAUGGCCUGGAGUGUCUGCAGGUUUGUGUUGUUCAGACAGUAAGGUGCAGUUGCCACCUUUUCAAGAGCUACCUGAUCCGUUGAAAGCUCUGUUGGAGGGUUCCAGUCCAGACUCCAAACAUUUCCUCGCAAAAAUCAGACAGUACAAUUGUGCCUUCCAGAUGACCUCUUUCGGUGUUAAUGCCUUCCGCGAAGUCGGUUGGAAUCCCACCUUCAAGGUUCAAGGUCAGGUUUACCACCGGAUUGGGUCUCUUUUGCCGGAAACUGCCACUGAUUCGGCCUUUCUACAAAUAUACUUCAUAGCUGACUACAAUCAACAGGCAGAUGCCCGCAUGGGCAUUAUUCCCGAGAACGAUACAGGCCAGGACAAUCAUCCUCGCAGGGAUAUCAUAAUGAGUCUCCAACAAAUGCUCCACGAGACAAACAGCUAUGUCCGCAAUGGCGUUUUGAAUAUUUUCAUCCUUCCUCCCUCUUUAAUAUCCCUUAAUCUCUAUCUCUCUCUCUCUCUCUCUCUCUCUCUCUUCUCCUGUCUUUUCAUUCAUUGUCUUAUUCUUAAAUUCUUCCUCUCUUUGCUCUCUCUAUCUCUUUCUUUCUACUUCUCCCUAUCUCUACCUCUCUCUCUCUCUCUCUCUCUCUCUCUCUACAAAAUUUUAAUUCACCUGAAAAUUUUAUAUUUUCUUUUCAUUUUCAUUCUCUUUCUCACUUUCUUUUUUCUCUCGUUCUUUCUUUCUUUCUCUGUCUUUCUCAUUCUUCUGCCUCUUCCUUUCUUUGAUCCACUCUCUCUAUCUUUUCUCUCUCUCUCUCUCUCUCUCUCUCUCUCUCUGGGGUGGUAG
Messenger RNA from Acanthosepion pharaonis, 1575 nucleotides. The record is from the annotation of a GenBank genome assembly. NCBI's taxonomy places the organism in Eukaryota, Metazoa, Mollusca, Cephalopoda, Sepiida, Sepiidae.